AGCCCCGUGGGUUCCCCUUCUCUUAGUAUCCCAUGAUUCCUUGGUGUCUGUGACCUCGCGGAGCACGGGAAGAAGAAGCCGAGCUCGGUCACGCUGUAUGCAGGAGGUGGUGCUGCUGGCUGGUUAACUAUUGCUCACUUGUACAUCAUGGCUGCUUCGAAGCCAGUCGAGCCGCAGUCUGGGACUGGACUACCCCGGUGGCAGCUGGCCCUGUUAGUGGGGGCUCCCAUAGUACUCGGAGUCGGGGCGGUCUACCUAUGGAACCGCAGCAGGACGAAGGAAAAGAAGGGGACCGGGGAGCGGAAAACACCUGAAGGCAGCGCCAGCCCCGUGCAGGGCCAGGACGGCGAAUCUCGAUCCGGCCGAGAGCAGGAGAGCAUGAGUCCUUUGGAUCGGGCCCAAGCAUCUAAGAACAAAGGCAACAAGUACUUCAAAGCUGGAAAGUAUGAAAACGCCAUACAGUGCUACACAGAGGCCAUUGCUCUGUGCCCCACAGAGCAGAAGUCGGAUUUGUCAACGUUUUACCAGAACAGAGCUGCAGCCUACGAACAGCAGAUGAAGUGGACAGAGGUGGUACAGGAUUGCAGUAAGGCCGUUGAGCUGAAUCCACGCUAUGUGAAGGCUCUGUUCAGGAGGGCUAAAGCUCUGGAGAGACUAGAAAACAGGAAGGAGUGUCUAGAGGAUGUCACAGCGGUGUGUAUUCUCGAGGCCUUCCAGAACCAACAGAGCAUGCUGCUAGCAGACAAGGUGCUAAAGCAGCUUGGGAAAGAGAAGGCCAAAGAGAAGUACAAGUGUUUGUGCCAUUUAUCAUUUUCAUUUGACUCUUCUGUCCUUCAGUACAGACAAGCAUAUACUGGAAGUAAUAUUUCACAAAUACAGACAGCCAUGGAUGGCUUUGAAGAUGUUAUCCGGAGGUUUCCAAAAUGUGCAGAGGGCUACGCUCUCUACGCUCAGGCUUUGACUGAUCAGCAGCAAUUUGGAAAAGCCGAUGAAAUGUACGACAAGUGUAUUGAACUGGAACCAGACAAUGCUACAACAUAUGUCCACAAGGGUUUGUUGCAGCUUCAGUGGAAACAGGAUCUCGACUUGGGUCUCGACCUCAUCAGUAAGGCAAUUGAGAUCGACAACAAAUGUGAUUUUGCCUAUGAAACCAUGGGAACCAUUGAAGUUCAAAGGGGCAAUCUUGACAAGGCGAUCGAGAUGUUCAACAAAGCAAUUAACCUAGCGAAGUCGGAGAUGGAGAUGGCCCACUUGUACUCGUUAUGUGACGCCGCCUACGCCCAGACAGAAGUGGCGAGGAAGUACGGGCUGAAACCUCCGACUCUGUAACCGUUUUGCCAAUGGAUCGCCAAUCUCAGUCUUCAUUGCUGAAUCUAACUGUGUUAAAAGUGCAACUGUCUGACUUCACUUUGAUUUGUUAAAAAAUAAAUACUGGAUGAUAUGGGGGGGAAUUUGAAAAAAAGGAAGAACCCUGAAUAUAUACUGUUUACGUCACAUUGAAGGGGAUUAUUUUCAAGGAAACCAGAUUUGAGGCUAUGAUCCUGGUCUCUGGUAGACUCAGUGGUUUAUCAGGAUGUGGGGUGGCUGGGGUGGGGGGUGGAUUUUAACCAACACCGCCCUUUAUGCUGACACUUAAUUCCACAAUGGCGUCAUUGUCAAACCUUUGCUUUUUAUGGCUCAGAAUGAAAAUAAAGGUUGGCAUUUAUGGAGGGAAAGUGUAGAUGAGUGAGACGUAUACGUGUCAGAAGAUGUAGAGAGAAUUGAAAUGUUCAGUCUGUUGAACCCACAAGGGUUUGGAGACACUUUUAAAUCGACAGACAAUACUGUGAGAGCUUUAUAGUUCCAAUGGACUGUUCACUUGUUACCUGAUGCUGAUCUAAAGUGUUUGUGUCCACCUACUCCCAUAUUGUAACAUACAGUAUCAGUUCUGAAUACAAGAUUAAAAUUAUAGUCAAAUGUA
Messenger RNA from Pundamilia nyererei, 1960 nucleotides. RefSeq names its product translocase of outer mitochondrial membrane 70 homolog A (S. cerevisiae) (gene tomm70). The record is from RefSeq and is a predicted model, not a curated record. Lineage: Eukaryota; Metazoa; Chordata; Actinopteri; Cichliformes; Cichlidae. Bases 148 to 1329 code for a protein of 393 amino acids. Gene Ontology annotation, cellular component: mitochondrial outer membrane. Gene Ontology annotation, biological process: protein insertion into mitochondrial inner membrane; protein import into mitochondrial matrix. The transcript has 8 exons. Gene Ontology annotation, molecular function: transmembrane protein transporter activity; protein binding.